Molecule: messenger RNA, 1967 nt
Organism: Daucus carota subsp. sativus
Lineage: Eukaryota; Viridiplantae; Streptophyta; Magnoliopsida; Apiales; Apiaceae
Exons: 2
Coding region: 462-1967 (501 amino acids)
Source: RefSeq, a predicted model, not a curated record
CAAAACCCAAUCACAAGAUAAGGGGAGGGAUUUCAUCACUCUUUCCUUGGCCCACAACAACUUAAUUUCUUCAUUUGCAUUUCCCUAGCCUUUUAAUAAAAUUGAAUUAGACGUUAGCCCCUAGGAUUUCGCGCUCAACUAGGAAGGUACCUAAAAGACGAGAUAAUCUUUUAUUAUUCCGACUCUUCGGUGUCUAGGCAAGCGAAAGCUUACCUGGCCGAUUAAGGUUUGGUGUCUAAGCGCGGAGAUUGGCCUCUUGGCAAUGCCUGCUCCAAACUGGCCAGACCGGUCCGAAUAAUUUUGGAUUUAUCGAGUUUUUGGUGGUCCUUAACGUUAGGAGCAAGGUCUAGUUCAUUUUUAUUAGGGAACCAUAGAAUUAAGUUUUUCUUUCACUUUUACACCCUUUCUUUUGUGUGAUUUAAUUUCUCGCACUUAUUUGCUACGUGUUUACUAUCUAGUUUAUGCGAACUACUUGGGUUAGGAGCGAAUCGUCUAGAUUAGUUAGACCGAUCAUCGAAAUUCCUUCUUCGUCCUCUUCGGACUCCGAACCCAUAGAAGCUAGCGAACCGAUAGUAAACAUGGCGUUGUCUCUUAAAGACCGAUGUUACCCAUCCCGUUCCGCUCAACCAUCGUGCAUCACCCUUCCUCCAGUUAAUGGGAAUAAUUUCGAGAUUAAGGCACAUCACAUUAGUAUGUUGCCUAAAUUUUUAGGGAGUGAAGGUGAGGAUCCCUAUCUUUUUAUCCAAGAAUUUGAGGAGGUUUGCGGUUUGCAAAAACUCCAACAAUUGAGCGAAGAUUCCAUUCGGCUUAGACUAAUCAACUUUGCUUUAAAAGAAAAUGCUAAAAAAUGGUUGUAUAGUCUACCCGUCAAUUCUAUUUCCACUUGGGAGGGGUUUGUGGUAAUGUUUCUUAAAAAGUAUUUUCCAAACCAUAAAACGACUCGAAUUACAAAUGAAAUAAAUCAAUUCCAUCAAAGGGAAAAUGAGUCUUUUUGGAAAUUCUUUGAUCGUUUCAAAAAUCUUUUAUCACAAUGCCCCCACCAUGGAAUAGAGAAAUGGAGACUUUGUAAGAUUGUGUACGAGGCCUUAGAUAGUCAAACAACCGCUUUGUUAGAAUCUAUGUGCCAAGGCAAAUUCAUGGAAAAAGAUGAGGACCAAGGGUGGGAAUUUUUCGAGGACUUAGCCGAGAAAACAAUGUUAUGGGAGUCUACUAGGGAACCUAAAAAGUCGAUCGAGGCGUCUAGCUCUAGGGGUUUGCACUCGAUAGGAAACAAUGUGGCAACCGAUGCCAAAUUAGCAACCCUUACUAAGAGACUCGAAGCUUUAGAAUCUCAUAGUGGCCCCUCAUCUUUGCCUAUGUUCCCGAACUAUAAUGCUCCCCAUCCCGAGAUCCAACAAUCUCACGAUUUUGAGCAAGUGAACGCAAUGUUCCAACCCAAGCCUAGAAAUGAUCCUUUUGCACCUACUUACAACCCCGGGUGGAAGAAUCACCCGAAUUUCUCGUGGAACCAAGGGCAAAAUUUUCAAACUCCACAACCUAAUUUCCCUAGGCCCAAUCCCAACUCUUUUCCGAAUUAUCAAAACCCGAGUCAAGCUCCGUUGAAUCCUCCCGGUUUUAAUGAUUCGGAUAAGAGACUCAAUUCCUUAGAAAAGAGCAUAGAGGCCUUAGUGAAAUCGCAAACUAACUUGACCCAAUCCCAACAAACCUUCAUGCAAACUUUAACCCAAGAUAGGCAACUUUUGCAUUCUAAUGUGCAAGCCGUCUCUAAGUUGGAGUCCCAAUUGAGUCAAUUAGCGAGCACGUUGUGUGAACGAGAAAAGAACAAGUUCCCAAGUCAACCGGAGCCGAACCCAAAAUUUCCACUUAAUCAAAGACCCCCGGAUAAUGUGCAUUCGGUCAUUUCUCUUAGGUCGGGUAAACAAGUUGAUACCCAAGUUGGUGAGAACCUCGAGUUCAAAAGCCCGUGA